Messenger RNA from Rotaria socialis, 1029 nucleotides. The record is from the annotation of a GenBank genome assembly. NCBI's taxonomy places the organism in Eukaryota, Metazoa, Rotifera, Eurotatoria, Philodinida, Philodinidae.
AUGGCUUCUUAUUCCAAUGAUGACUUAUCAAAGCUUCCAAAAAAUCUAUUGUACAAAAAUAUUGAUCGUAAUCAAUGGCCAAUAGUUUAUUCGUCGAAUUACAACAUUGGUUUUCUCUAUUUGGAAAAACUUCAUCCAUUUGAUUCCUCAAAAUGGGGAUCAAUCAUCAAUUUUCUUCGACAAGCAAAAAUGAUUAUAGAUGAAACAAUAGUUGACCCAAACGAAGCAACGAUAGAAGACCUUCUUAAAGUACAUACAAAACGUUAUUUAUCAAGCCUUAAAUGGAGUAUAGCAGUCGCACGUGUUCUUGAAAUACCGCCAGUAGCUCUCUUACCUAACUUUAUUAUUCAAUGGAGUGUUCUGAAACCGUUACGAUACCAAACUGGUGGAACUAUUCUUGCAGGAAAAUUAGCAUUAGAAAGAGGUUGGGCAAUCAAUGUUGGUGGUGGUUUUCAUCAUUGUUCAUCGGACAGUGGUGGUGGUUUUUGUGCUUAUGCUGAUUUAACAUUACUUAUUAUCAAUCUUUUUACUUAUUUUUCUGAUCGAAUCAAGAAAGUUCUCAUCGUUGACUUGGAUGCACAUCAAGGUAAUGGACAUGGACGUGAUUUUAUGCACGAUGACAGAGUAUUCAUUAUGGACAUGUACAAUCGUCAUAUCUACCCUCGUGAUCAUCAUGCUAAAAAUGCUAUUCAAUGUAAAAUUGAAUUAGACAAUCAAACAGACGAUAAAACAUAUCUUCGUUUAUUACAUAACAAUCUUAAAAAUUCUUUAAAUGAAUUUCAACCUGAUUUUGUUGUUUAUAAUGCUGGAACAGAUAUACUUCAAGGAGAUCCACUUGGAAAUCUUGAUAUUACACCACAAGGUUUAAUCAUUCGUGACGAAAUUGUUUUUUCAAAAUGCAUUCGAGAAAAACAUAUUCCAAUUGUCAUGUGUACUUCCGGUGGUUAUCAAAGAACAAAUGCUCGAGUUGUAGCAGAUUCUAUUUUAAAUUUGUAUACUAAAAAGUUAAUCUCGUGUGAAUCAAUCUAA